Molecule: messenger RNA, 1464 nt
Organism: Nymphaea colorata (pocket water lily)
Lineage: Eukaryota; Viridiplantae; Streptophyta; Magnoliopsida; Nymphaeales; Nymphaeaceae
Product: probable prolyl 4-hydroxylase 10
Exons: 8
Coding region: 251-1144 (297 amino acids)
Biological process (GO): peptidyl-proline hydroxylation to 4-hydroxy-L-proline
Cellular component (GO): endoplasmic reticulum
Molecular function (GO): procollagen-proline 4-dioxygenase activity; iron ion binding; L-ascorbic acid binding
Source: RefSeq, a predicted model, not a curated record
UGAAGUAAUCGUAAGCUUUCCCAACACAAGUUUUGGGGCCCGGACAAGAAAGAAAUAACAGUUUGAUUCGGAAGUUUCUUUUCUCUCUCGCUCUCUCUCUCCGCUCUCGUACUCCGGCUAUGUUUCUGGCUCCGGGGAUCGGAAGAAGACGAAGAUAGAACGAGGGAAAAGGGGGAAUUUCCAACGUGGGGAUCGAGAUCUGUGCGAUCGAUUUGGUCAUUUGGUCAUCGUUCAACGAUAGGAGUUCGGAAUGGCGAGAGCGGGGAAGAAUUCCCAUUCCAAGAUGGGGUCGUCGUUUCGGAGGUGGAAUUCGGGGCAAAUGCUGCUUGCUUUCCUUUUGCUUUUCUCCAUGGCUCUGCUCGUCCUCCUCUCUCUGGGAAUCCUCUCCCUCAACACCGCCGCUCCUAAGGCUCCCCAUGACGUCUCCGAUCUUACUUCCCUCAAGUUUCAGACCGACCUCCAAAGUCGACAAGAGAGUGAGUUGGAGAAUGAAAAGAAGCAGUGGACGGAGGUGUUGUCGUGGGAGCCCAGAGCCUUUGUCUAUCACAAUUUCCUGACAGACGAUGAGUGUGACUACUUAGUUAAUCUCGCCAAGCCUCACAUGCGAAAAUCAACAGUCGUGGACAGCGCAACUGGCAAAAGUAAAGACAGCAGAGUACGAACAAGCUCUGGUACAUUCCUCCAGAGAGGACAGGAUAAGGUCAUUCGGAACAUUGAGAAGAGAAUUGCAGAUUUUACUUUCAUACCAGUAGAACAUGGAGAAGGGCUUCAAGUUCUUCAUUACGAGGUUGGACAGAAAUAUGAACCUCAUUUUGACUACUUCCUCGAUGAAUUCAACACCAAGAAUGGUGGUCAAAGGAUCGCAACUGUUCUUAUGUACCUCACAGAUGUUGAAGAAGGUGGAGAGACUGUUUUUCCUUCUGUAAAAGUAAAUAGCAGUUUGAUUCCCUACUGGGAUGAGUUGUCUGAAUGUGGAAAAACUGGACUAUCAGUCAGGCCAAAGAAAGGAGAUGCCUUGCUUUUCUGGAGCAUGAAGCCUGAUGCUACACUUGAUCCACUGAGUUUGCACAGUGGUUGCCCUGUGAUUAAGGGAAACAAAUGGUCGUCAACAAAAUGGAUGCGUAUUAAUGAGUACAGGGUAUAAUCUACAGUAAGAUAAGGACCAUCACAAUGGAACUGCUGAUAAAAGUUGCACCGUGCUACUUACGCACUCGGCAUAGUAUUUCAACUGAUUUUUCUGUUAUUUUAAGUCCCUCUCCUUCUUCCGAUAUGUUAUUUAUAUCUGCUAAUUAACGUGGCCUUUUUCCACGGAGAGAGAGAGAGAGAGAGAGAGAGAGAGAGAAAGAGAGAGAUGUAAACAUGUUGUUGAUUUGAUACUUGCCUGUAAAAGAAAACACAGCAUUUUACUGUUGGUUUUGGAGAUAUUGCUCUAUUCUAGAGGUAUUUCUCUAUUACCCUUGCACA